Molecule: messenger RNA, 1446 nt
Organism: Knipowitschia caucasica
Lineage: Eukaryota; Metazoa; Chordata; Actinopteri; Gobiiformes; Gobiidae
Source: the annotation of a GenBank genome assembly
AUGGGAGGAGUUCCUGAAUUUCCCCCCACGUCAAUGCUGGAGCGUCCUUCCCCUGAGCCCACAGUGACCGGCAGUUUUGGCAGAUUUAUCAGUGAGGUGACCGCCCAGCACCUGUCCCCCGUUGUGUUGGAGCGCAGUAAGAGGAUGGUCCUGGACAGUAUUGGAGUUGGUCUUAUUGGGACUUCUACAGAGGUGUUCCAGAUGGCCCUGCAUUAUUGUCAGCACAUGUACGGUCCAGAUGGAGCCAGCUCUAUUUACGGACGCAAGAGGACCAGACUUUCCCCAACAUUGGCAGCCUUUGUGAAUGGAGUAGCUACUCACUCCAUGGACUUUGAUGAUACAUGGCACCCUGCCACUCACCCCUCCGGAGCGGUCCUUCCUGCUGUGUUAGCGCUCAGCGACAUGUUGCCAGUCCAGCACAAACCCACCGGUCUGGACCUCCUGCUGGCCUUCAACGUCGGCGUCGAGAUCCAAGGACGGCUCUUGAGAUUCUCUAAUGAGGCCCACAACAUUCCCAAGAGAUUUCACCCUCCGAGCGUGGUGGGGACCAUGGGCAGUGCUGCAGCCUGUGCUCGUCUGCUGUCUCUAGAUAGCUCCCAGUGCAGUCACGCGUUGGCUAUAGCUGCCUCUCUGUCUGGUGCUCCCAUGGCCAACGCUGCCACCCAAGCUAAGCCUCUUCAUAUCGGCAACGCAGCCCGCUUAGGUCUUGAAGCCGCCCUGCUGGCCUCGAGAGGACUGGAGGCGAGUGCGAUUGUUUUAGAUGACACCCCUGGAGUCGCAGGGUUCAGUGCUUUUUAUGAUGAUUAUUCUCCUCGGGGUUUGGAGAUGCCAAGUGGAAACAGCCAAUUUCUAUUAGAGAUCCAGGACAUGGCUUUUAAACGCUUUCCUGCUCAUUUGGGGAUGCACUGGGUAGCAGAUGCCGCAGCCUCCAUCAAUGGGCUCAUGGUGGGGGCUGGUCUUGGUUCAGUUCUGGCAGAUCAAGUGAAGGAAAUCUCCAUCAGAGUGCCGAAAUCUAAGUACAUUAACAGGCCCUUUCCUGAAUCAGAGCACGAGGCACGACACUCAUUCCAGUUCAAUGCUUGCUCUGCUCUUUUGGAUGGACAAGUGAGUGUGUGGUCUUUUACCCCGGCAGCAAUCAAAAGGCCUGGACUGCGCGCUCUACUAAACCGUGUGAGAGUUGAGCAUCCCCAUGACAACGUGGCCAAUUUUAACCUGAUGUACGGCGAGGUGCAGGUGACGCUCAGAGAAGGAGCUGUUUUGAUGGGUCGAUGUGACACGUUCUACGGUCACUGGCGUAACCCCCUGUCCAAUGAGAGUCUGAGAAACAAGUUUAGGAGCAAUGCGACAACAGUUCUUCGAUCAGAACAAGCGGAGGAGCUGAUUGAAGUGGUGGAAAACCUGGAGAAAAUGGAAGACUGCACUCGUCUCCUGUCAAACCUGCACUGA